This is a messenger RNA of Echinostoma caproni, 858 nucleotides long. Lineage: Eukaryota; Metazoa; Platyhelminthes; Trematoda; Plagiorchiida; Echinostomatidae. The record is from the annotation of a GenBank genome assembly.
AAAGACUCGAUAAACGAUAGUAUUCUCUGUUUAUUUCAACAUCUAUUCUACCUUACCAGUAGGCCAUUGUUGUUGUUCCACCAAUAUACACUUGCCGCUUAUCUGUCUGUCUCGUAUCCAGCUAAUGAGUGGACUGUUUCGAAUCUAGCGCGUCGUCUACAGAAUAGCCUUUCUAUCAAAGGCAGUAUGAACAGACUUAGUAAAUAUCUAAUUGAGUUUCCGGAAGUUUGCCAUUGGCAAAAUAGUGCAGGUGAGUAUAUAGCUCAUUUGGCCUGCCAGUACGGACGCAGUGAAGUCGUCAUGCUAUUGGGUAGAUUGGAUUAUAACUUCAACGUGGAGUACAACGCUUGCGGAUAUUUGCCAAUUCAUAUCGCCUGUUACCACAAAAAUGUUGAUUGUGUUUUGGCGUUACAUUUAUGUGGUGCUGAUAUAAACGCAACAACAGAAUCCGAUUUGUGGACGCCACUACACAUUGCAUGUCAAAUAGGAUAUUUGCCAUUAAUUCAUGUACUUCUUCGUAUUGGAGCUCGGACAGGCGUAAGGAAUGUGUUCAACCAGACUCCUCAAGAUUUAGCCCGGGCAAUGGAAAACGAACAGGUGGUCACCCAGAACAGCGGUAAACAGAUGAAUCUUUAUCGAAACGUUGCAUCAAUUUCGCUUUCUUUUAAUGUUUGGCCCCCAUGUAUUGAUUUCUUACUUUGGGGUUCCUCUUAUUAUUCCUAUAUGCCUUUCAAGUUUCAUUUAUGUGAAACAAAACCAUCAUAUCUUUUAGUUUUUAUCGUGUUUGUAAUACAUUCCAUUUCCUUUAUGUUUAUCACAGUGAAUUUCAAUGUGUUUUUGUGUACAAUUGUGCCUUGA